Spirodela intermedia is the source of this 8331-nucleotide messenger RNA. Lineage: Eukaryota; Viridiplantae; Streptophyta; Magnoliopsida; Alismatales; Araceae. The record is from the annotation of a GenBank genome assembly.
AUGGCAGCGGAGACUUCUGCAAUUUCAUCUGGUCCGCGCUUUGCGCCUGAUGACCCAUCCCUUGAAAAGCCGUGGAAGGCUGUCGUUGAUGGGACUACUGGCCUUCUGUACUACUGGAACCCUGAAACUAAUGUUACCCAGUACGAACGUCCUGCCUCUGCGCCACCUCCUUUACCGCCUGGACCCUCCACCCCCCUACCUAUGCCGAAGCUGGCCCCCUUGCCCAUGGCUCGUGUCCAGCUGGCUAAUGGCACUCUGUCGCAAACUGGUCAGCAGAUGGUUCAACAAAGCGUCUACCAAGUGUCCCAGCAACAAGGACAGCUUGUUUCCACUUCACUGGCAAACCAGCAAUUAUCAUAUCAGCAAUCAGGUCAUCCGAUAAUGCAGCAACAGGGCCGGCAGCUCCUACAAGUACAGAGUAGUCAGGAGAUGCUUAUGCCACAUCAGCACCAGCAGAAAUAUCCAAACGUUCAACCUCAGCAGGUGUCUAAGCUGCCAAGUUCCUACCCUCAAACACAGCAUGUAUCAAGCUACAUGGGACAUCAACAAUUGUCAUCGCAGAUGGGGCACCAACAAGCCCAACAUCUAGUAGGAUUCAGUGGAGCGGAAGUUAGCCUUCAGCAAGCAAAGCCAGUUGGCUUUUCUUCGUUGCAGUUUCAACCAACGGGGGUUGUUUCCUCGAGUUCUACCAUCUCUUCUGCAGGUUCAAUGGUUCAGUUUCCGCAGAUGGGAAUCAAUCCUUCACUUUCACGUCAUCAGACUGGUGGGCUGUCAUCUGUUGAUGGACACCAAGAUCCAGCAUCCUCACUUCAAUCACAAUCAGGAUUUGACGGUCAAAGAAAACCUCAAAUGGGCUCUGGAUCAUUGAUUUCAGAACGUGCAGGUCCUGGGGGAGUCCAUAGUCAAUCUCCGAUAGGACUGUCUACGACUUUGAAGAUGAAUUACGAAAAAUCUCGGAAUAGAAGAAUGAGUAAUGAAUUCUAUGAUGCCAAUAUCAGGGAUGCAGUGAUGGUGCACUCACACCAACCGAAACUUGGUGCUGCUUUUCCCCCGGGACAUCAUCAGCAGGUUUGAAGUACAAAGUCUGUCAUAGGUUUUAGUCUGUAAACCAGAGAUUGUUUUUACGAAUUGAAAUUCAUACGUUUUGGACAUAUAUGCGCUAAUUUUCCCAGAAAAAUAAUUGAUAAAGGAUUGUUAAUUGAAAAUCUUUGUUGAAUUGUUUUCUUGAUGUAGUCCUAAAGAGGGAAGUAGAAUUAUUUUCCAAUCAUGUUCUUAAAAGCUCAGAGAUCAUUAUGCCUGAAUAAAAGACAUACAAACUCUUUGGAUUUUAAUAUCUGGAAGCAUAAAAAUAAAUUCUUAAACCUGUUACUUUAGGAGCAGCCUUCUCUUAGAAGGGACCAUCAGAAAUGAUAUCACUGAUCAUGUUACUGACUAGAUCCUCGAUGAUGAAACGGGUGGAUCCUGCAUUUCUAGGAAUGUCUAAGGUGGUGUGGUGUCUAACAUUUAAAAUGAUUCAUUUUGUAUUUAGACAAUGCCACUAUAAGAGUUUUUUGUAUGAUUUUUACAGAAGUUAUUUGUUAUGCUUUCUGAUGCAUUUUAAAAUGUUUAUUACACACGAGAUUACUUUAUUCCAUGGUCGUUUCUGGAUUUUAUUUUUUAUGACAUCAGUAAUAUUGUGAAUCAGGAUUUGAGAACGGGUGCUCUGCCACCGCACAGGGGUGGAAUUGACCAUGAUCAUGCUGGUGAACUAAACAUGGCACCCGGCUUUGGAGCUUUAAACAUGUACAGUCAUGCUUUUCCUGAUCCAACAGCACCUGUUGGUGAUCCUAUAAGAACAUCUCUCAGAGUUCCCAAUUCAGAGUUGUCAAAUCUCUCGGCGGCUGAUUUAUACCGAAGACAGCACGAGGUUACAGCCAUGGUAAGACUGCUAUAUCAUUCGAAGGACAUUCAUAUCAUCGAUGAUUUUCCUCCUUUAUGUACCCCUCUUCUUCCUCCAACUCUUUAAGUAAAAUAUGAACAAAUUUUCUAGGCUAUAAAUUUGUGAAUCAGCAUGUUCCCUUUUAGUUGGGGUGCUGUUCUUUUGCAUGAUACAGUAAAUCCUCGUAAAGCAAUUACUGCAACUGGGAAAUAUGCAACUUCUGUGGGAGCUAUAAAUCUUGAUUUUAAAUUAGGAACGUCUUUAAUGGCUCAUCGUAAUGAAAAAAAUAUUGAACUUUGCCCAAUGCAACAUUUAAUUAUAUUCUCUGCUGGAUAACACUAUAAGCUAUUGAUUCUUUUGACUGCCAUGAUCUUUGACGAGCUUGCAAACUAUCAUGGUGCUUGAAAGAUAAAUAUUGCUUAUCUUAUGAGCUGUCUAGGGAGAAGGUUUUCUUAGAGAAAGUAAUUUGGGUUCAUCAUGAGGCCAUUAAAAAACGAACCUUUCUGGAAAUGAUAACUUAAAAUCAUGAGUUGCAUGGGAUAUCAUUCCUGACAGGACCAUUCCCCCGGAAAAAUAUGUAAUAUUGGCCGAUUUUAUGAAAUUUGUGCGUUUAGACUCAAAUUAUCUCCAAUAAAUAUUAUAUUUGGAAAAAAUUCUGAUUUUUCAUCCUGAGCUUCGGGAAGUAUUAUUUUUAUUUAAUUUUCACCCUAGCCAAAAUAUAUUCUUUGUUGGAUAAUGGGGUUGCAUUUAUACUAAUUUGGUUUUUCGUUAUAAUAUUAUAAGUUAUGAUAUGACAUCAACUGUGGGAGAAUGUGCAAAUAAAUAGGGAACUGGGGCCAUCAUAUCAUCAACAUUGACGACCUAAACUUUAAAUUGCUUAUCAAGUGGCUAUAUUAACAAUGUAAGAGGUGAAAGAGCACCCGUCAAACUUAGUUGCAGAAGAAUAGAAGUUGUCUAGCUAGAUUAAACAUUGAACUUCCACUUCAAAUAUGGAAAAAUUCCAUGUGGCUGGAUUUUUUCAAGGAAGAGAGAUAGUGAUGACAUGCGCUGGCUUUGGAAAGGUCAGAGAACUACGUUUUCAAGGACAUAUUGUUUGAAGAUCAUCCCAAAAGGAGCAGUUUCCAGCACCAGCACUACAAUCGCGAAGAGAUUUAGGUCUAGAGCAAGGGAGGAGAUUGCUAACAAAUGUUGAGAGGCAAUGUGAUGAAAGAGGAAAUUCCGCAGAUCGAAGUUAUGCUCACUGAAAUGUAUGUAGAAGAUUUCGGUGGCAGACAAUCUGCUUCUGAUCAACUUUCUCUUAACGCAGUAGAAGUACUCAAUGGGAGUAAUAGGAUAUUUGAAGGGUUUUCUGUUAACAGUGUGCUACAGUUUUUAUGAUGAGGAAGAAGAGUAUUUACUGAUGUUUACAAUAGCAUUUUUUUUAGCUGUUUUCAUUGUGCAAUCUUUUUUGUGUAGGAAUCAAUCAUUGAAGUUUAGAUCAAGUAAAUGUCAUUGUACAUUCCAGUAUCAAAAUAUGAUUGAAACAAAUAAGUGUCACCUCUGUUCACGUUAAAUGCUUCGAUUUUCUUUGAUAAUUUUUUAGGUGAUGCUAAUUAGUCUGUAUGUUGAAAACGAUUCCUAUCUUCUCAACCUAUAAUCCUCGUGGGGUCGUGUCAUAUUCUGUAUGGUUAUUGCUCUUCUUUUUGUCUGUUUCUGUUUAUUCUAGAUAUAUAAUGCAUUUCUUCUGGUUCUGUGUAAAUAUUCACGUAUAGCUUUCAUUCAAAACUCCUAUUGUUGAUUUAUUUGCUUUUACCUGACAAGGCUUAUUCUUUCAUCACUUUAUACUACUGUCUUUUGUUGUUAAUUUAUCCUUACCUAUUCCUUUUUUAUGGCUGUACAAAUCGUUUAGGGGGACAAUGUGCCGGCUCCAUUUAUGUCCUUUGAGAUGACUGGUUUUCCUCCCGAGAUUCUCAGAGAGGUAAAUUCAUAUCAAUUUGAUACUUUGAUUUUGAUGUCUGUUAAUAAAGCUUACACCUGAAAAUUUUAAGAAGGCUAUGCACGUCUAGUUUGGGAAUUUUUAUUUAAAAUGUGUAAACUCAUGACUAUUGUCAUGUGUCACAGAUGUGAUAUCUGCUCCAGAGGAGCAUAUGUUGUACUCUGUUCUGCCAUAUACACUCAGUACUCAGCAACUGCUUUGUCCUUGGGGGCUGCAAGCACAUUGUUGGGGCCUUGUGGACUUUUUGCGAUGGUCCUGAUCACCCAAUGUGGCUGGGGUUUCCUGCUUCUUGUCCUGCCACUUGGUUUGAAAAUGUCACCAAUUACUGCUUCAUGUUGCUUGAGUAAAUACUUGUCUAUUCGUGGGGUUUCCUUCUUGAUUACCAAUGUGGUAGCAUGAUUCUUGUCAAUAGUCUCUUAUAGAUAUUUCCCUCCAAAAUAUCUUGUUCUGAAUUAUUUUGUUUUUGUCGCAGAUGCAUUUUGCUGGAUUCUCAUCUCCUACACCAAUACAAGCACAAACGUGGCCAGUGGCACUUCAAGGAAGAGAUAUAGUGGCUAUAGCUAAAACUGGCUCCGGGAAGACCCUUGGAUAUCUCAUUCCUGCUUUCAUUCAUCUGCAGCGAUGCCAAAAUAACCCACAAAUUGGCCCAACUGUUGUCGUAUUGGCACCCACACGGGAACUUGCAACACAAAUACAGAAUGAAGCAGUAAAGUUUGGUCGCUCUUCAAGAGUUGCUUGCACAGUACGUUAUGCAUCAUCAUACAUGGAGAACUAUUGUUCAUGCCAAUGUUCUUCUUAUGCGUUACAAAAUAAUUUGUGGAACUUUUCGUCGUGGAGGGCUUUCUCUAUCUCACUCUGUUUUUUAGUCUCUUUUCUCAAGUUUUUGAUUUAGGCUAUAACUGUCAAAAUUCGAAUUAAAUGGGUAUCCUACUUAACAGAAGCUUCAGAAUGUCUUUUAGUUUUGGGUAUGCAUUGUUGCCAGAGUCAAGUGGGAAAUAGGUCAGGUUCAUAUGGGACCAUAUGAUGGAUGAGUGGUGGGGUGGGAGCUAGUCUCGAAGGAAACUGGAGGCCGUCUUUGCCCUGGUCAAGUUUUGAUGUAUGAAGGGUAUUCACUGGAAAAUUUGUAUUCGCAUAAAUAUUCUAAUUUGUUGGUCCGCAUAAUUUCUGUGACUUUGUCUUUUAGAAAUACUAAUUCUACUCGUGGUAUUACACUAAAUUGUUGGUGGUUUGUCCAGUGUCUAUUUGGUGGAGCUCCGAAGGGUCCUCAACUAAGGGAGAUAGAGAGAGGAGCAGAUAUUAUUGUUGCUACACCUGGUCGAUUAAAUGAUAUUCUUGACAUGGGGAAAAUCAACUUUUGUCAAGUCUCAUUUCUUGUGCUUGAUGAAGCAGACCGUAUGCUUGAUAUGGGUUUUGAGCCUCAAAUCCGGAGAAUUGUGAAUGAGAUACCUCCACGGAGGCAAACACUUAUGUACACAGCUACAUGGCCAAAGGAAGUGAGAAAUAUUGCUGGAGAUUUGCUUGUUAAUCCUGUUCAGGUCAACAUUGGUAAUGUUGAUGAGCUUGCUGCAAACAAAUCCAUUACACAGGUAUACCUUCUGGUGAUUACAUUUCCCUCUGAUGAAACUGUAGAUUGAAGAGUUAUGUUCUUUUUCUUUAUGUUUAAGAGUAAACGAGAGACGUAAUUGAAAUCUGAGAUGUCAAUAUAAUGAUUUUACAUGAUGCUAGUGAAUGUGGUUUUCAUUUCAUUCUUUUCCAUUAUUUUUAUUGCAUAUUUAGAAGUUCAUUCAUCUUCAAUGACUCUUAGAUCUCUUGGUGGAGGGUCAUAUGAAAGUAGCCUUAGAAUGGCUAACCAUCGUUUUUUUUUAAAGACUUGUAAAUCAUCAUCACAUUAUCUUCUCAGUGGAUUGGGGGGGGGGUGUCUUCACUUGAACAUUUUGACUUUCUACUCGUGUCAUGUGUCCAUUGCGUUACAAAAGGAAAAAUAGCUCUGUGAUGUGUGUGCUUCAUUUGUAUCGUCUCCACUGUUUCUUUUGCAUGAAGUAUAUCUCCAACUCAUCAAACUGUGCCGUUCUCAAUUCUUUUGUAUCCUGGGACAUCUUGUUGCUCUCAUUCAAUGCAGAUAAGGGAAAAAUAAUCGUAUAUGAUACCUCAGUGAAGUUCAUUGUGCAUCAUAAACAUUUUCCAAUGUCACUCGAAGUAGUUUCUUUCCAUGAGCGCAUUGGCCCUUCGUUUCUCAGAAAUCGCACCUCUUUACAUCGUGUGCUAUUUUUCGAAAAAUAUUUGUCUCAGAAUUUACACGUUUUACUAGGAUAUGGCGGAGACUCUCUGAUAUCUUAUCCACUUAAAGUUUGUCAUGAGGGUGCGUUGCACACGAAGAUCUCAAUUCGUUUAUAUAUUUUAUAUAUAUUUACAUACGUGUAAAUAGAGAAUUUCUGCUAGACUGCAUUCCGAACAGAUGAUCUCAUUAUGAAGCCUUGAUGGAGAAGAUCCGCUUUAUCAAAAGACUUUAUAGUUCAAUAACUAGAAACAGUAUAGAUGCGACCUGGACUGAACUACACAGACAUGGAUAUUUUCGCCUUCAACGCUGGGAUGAUCAUGGUAUUAGGGAGAGGACUGUGCUGUGUCAUGAUUCGAAAACUGAGUAAUAGUUCUAAUUGUCUGCCUCCCUUAUUGCUUCUCUAUUUAUCUUGGACAUCUUUAUGAGAAUCUUGAUUGAAAUGGUUGCUUAGGCCUUGGGAUAGUGCUAGAAUGAACAUGAUAUCGUGUUUAGUCUCUAAGAGACUCCUUAGUUACAGUGAAUGUUCUCUUCUGCUCUCAGAUUUUUUCUUUGAAUGAAAUCUCUGAAAUUAAUUGUCCAUAAAUACAUUCGAAGUUUGACAAUCCUUGGCAUGCUGUUUAUUUUCUUUCCAGCAUGUUGAAGUUGUCUCACCCAUGGAGAAGCAGAGACGCUUAGAGCAAAUUCUUAGAUCCCAAGAACGAGGAUCUAAAAUCAUCAUCUUCUGCUCAACAAAGAAGCAGUGCGAUCUGCUUGUUCGCAGCAUCGGGCGCCAUUUUGGUGCGGCCUCGCUGCACGGCGACAAGUCACAGGGGGAACGCGACUGGGUUUUGAAUCAAUUCCGGAGUGGCAAAUCACCUGUCUUAGUUGCUACUGACGUUGCUGCAAGGGGCCUUGACAUCAAAGACAUCAGGUGGGUUCUUGCUUCAUCAUUUUUCUUCAACGAGCUCCUGAUGCUUUCAAUUCAUUCACUUAGAUCCCUUUUCAGAUUUUCCUUCCUCCCUAGUUUCCCUACUGGAAGUCAGGUUGUUGCUGUAUGAUGGGUUUCUCCUGGGGGUAGCCUUCCUCGUUUCUUUGGAGCAUGUUUUCCAUCCUUCUUCAGCCUGCUGAUAAAGCAUGGUUUGUUUCAGGGUGGUCAUCAAUUAUGAUUUUCCCAUGGGAGUUGAAGACUACGUGCAUCGGAUCGGACGAACAGGGCGAGCGGGGGCCACUGGGAUCUCGUACACUUUCUUCUGCGAUCAGGACUGGAAAUAUGCGGCUGAUUUGGUCAAAGUCUUGGAAGGUGCGAACCAACAGGUGCCGCCUGAGAUACGGGAAAUGGCGAUUCGUGGUGUCUCGGCCUUCUCUAAGGGACGUGGCGGACCUAGUCGCUGGGAGCCUGGCGGUGGACGGUGGGCCUCUGGACGUGGCCGGGACAUGGCAGACAGUGGCGGCGGGGGCUACAGUGGGCGUGGGGGCAGAGCUGACUUCUUCAGUGGUCGCGGGGGCCGGGGGCAGGGGUAUGGUCGGGGCCGGUUUGACCGCUUUGGCAAUAUGGAGAGACGAGGCCGCAUCGACAACAGGAAUGGAGUUGGGGAAACGAAUAGAGACCGGAGUUAUAGUCGGAGCCCUGGAAGAGGUUGGAACCGGGGACCCGGCUGGAGCAGGAACAGAAGCCAAAGCCGGAGCAGGAGCCCAAGCAGAAGCAGGAGCUGGUCUAGAAGCCGAAGUGACAGCCGGAGCAGGAGCCCGAGCAGGAGCAGGAGCAGGAGCCGCAGCCGCAGCCGCAGUUAUGAUGGGUUGCCGGUGGCACGGAGUCACAACCAGGCUACUACCGGAGGAGGUGCCCCGCGGCGUCCAUCUGGGUUCGAUGUGCUCCCCCAGGUAGGCCUUGAUGCGGCUAUGCAGCCUGGACCUGGGCUGCCGCUGCGGCAAACUGGGUUUGAUGUUGCUCCCCCACAUUCUAAUCAAGAGGCUGCCUGCACCGCUUCCUCUUGCCAUGAGGAGGCUUCUCUGGAACAAGGACAGGAGUCACCUGCCAAUCCUGAGCUGGUAACCCAAGAAAUGUCCCCCAUGUCUCCUGGGGCCAGUGCUGCUUCAUUCCCCGCUGAUGAGUCAGAUAAAGUGCCACCUGCUCCUGUGACAUCGAGACCUGAUUACUUGGAAACCCGGCCGGAAACAUAG